Molecule: messenger RNA, 7514 nt
Organism: Morone saxatilis (striped sea-bass)
Lineage: Eukaryota; Metazoa; Chordata; Actinopteri; Moronidae
Product: E3 ubiquitin-protein ligase RNF165-like
Exons: 8
Coding region: 2820-3941 (373 amino acids)
Molecular function (GO): ubiquitin protein ligase activity; zinc ion binding
Source: RefSeq, a predicted model, not a curated record
AUGUAGAUCCGCAUGGGCUACUACGACUCCUCCAUCUCUCCAAAUAACCCAGCGGAAUCAUAAGAUAAAGGAUCCCAGGAUGGUCUUAGUGCAUGUCGGAUAUCUGGUUCUUCCUGUAUUCGGCUCAGUAAGAAACAGAGUAUGGAGGCUGGCUCUACAUUCUGCAUUUAUCAGAUCUUUGUCGUCCCCCCCAUUGUGUAGCUAAUGAUCAUCUGCUGCUGUGUGGUGUGGCGUGGCCUCUGCCUGUUCUCUGCAUUUAGCUGUAUUGUGAAUCCCUUCUUCAUUUCCUCUUUCCAUCAGAAGACGACAUUGGUAUUAAAAAAGCACCCCCCCCUUCCCAAGAUGUAUUCAGCCAUAGACUUUUCCAUGUUAAAGCAGACUAAAACAAUAGCUAACACCUAGAACAGAGCACCUUUUUUUUUUGUCUUUUUUUCUGUCAAAAUUGCUGUAGCACUGAGUGAACAUUUUAGCUCCUUUUUUUAGAUAUCAGUUGAAUGUCAUUGUGUACCUCCCAUCCAGUCUUGAUAGACAACAUGCUGUAAAUUCCUGUAAAGUGGAUACAUUUUGCAUGAUCCUAAAUACUGCACUGCAUUGUUGAACACCAGAAUUUGGCUCAUCUUCCUUCUCUUCACACAAGGUGCAAUGUACACGAUUAAAGUGACCCGUAAUUGAAAAAAGCAUGCAGAUUGGAGCUGUACGCAUGCCAUUAUUAUUAUUUUUAUUGAACUCAGCAUUUCAGCAAACGCUGUCAUGUGAUAACUUGAAAUGACUGAAGGUACACUGCACCUGCACACAACAACCUGCCAUAACUGUCUCCAUUUUUGUGUAAUCCUUUUGUUCCCUUUGCAAAUUUCAAGCUUCGAAUCACACUGAAUUGUCAGGGCUGUUUGCCCCUUCCAGGCAAAUGAAACUCUAAACAUUUAAGUAAGCAAAACAUGCUCACUGGUGGUUCAUCACUUCCCAAUUUUCCCCACUAACAUAAGGCCAAAAUGCUAUCCAUUUCACAGGGAUGCCUAUUUUUCCUGCACUGCUAAAGAGAUCCUCUAUUAGUAAUAACGUCUUUAUUGUUUGGUUGUGGUCUCUCUUUACCUUUUGUUCUGGUAAUAGUACUUUCAAUGCAUGUCACAUUUAUGAUUCAUAAUUUUUGUUUUUUGUUUUUCUACAUUGACUAGUGAAAAUCCAAUGUAAUCUUUCUGUAGUAAAGAUGUACCCUGCUGUACUGGAAUCAUGUGCUGUAGCCAACACGUCUGCUCAUUGGAUGCCGCUUUUGUUCUUUUUAACCCUAUAUGGAGCAUGGUGGGCCUUGCCUUCAGUCUAUGUUGUUUAUUUUUGUUGCAUGGAUUUAUACUAUUAUUACAAACAUACAAGAAAGAAAACACAAAUUCCACAUAUACUAAUAUUUUUCAAUAAAGAAUAUAGUGUUUUUCCUAACCUUCAGUGUGCUUCUUGCUGAUUUCCAUUUAUUGUCCUCCCUCUCCCUUGUCCCUACCUACCCCUUCCCCCUACCACCCCCCACCCCACCCACCUCCUUUCCCGCUGUGACAAAGAUAGACAAUUUCCACGCUUCCUCCAUCACAGGGCCUGAAUGAGUCUAUCUGCUGUCAUUCAUGGUGAUUGUUUUCACUGAGACGCUUGAAAACGCAGUGUGCUACGUACUCACAGUCGAGACUUGAGCCUUUGACCCACGGCAGCAAGGUCACCUCUUGGCUGCCUGGCUGCACUGACGACUUGUCAAGCUGAAAAUGUUGCUGGAAAGUCGUACUGCUUAUGUUUCCUGGGUGUUUAAAACCAUACUGUGUUUUUCAAGCGUACUCCUAGUAAAUGCAAUGUAGACUUUGCCUAUUCCCUCAUGAUUUUUAAAAGAAUUUCCACUGUUUACUAAAGAACUCGUCAUGUCUUUCACACUUCAAAAGCAGAUUAAACUCGAACCUCGUACUGGAAUUUUACAUCUUCUGUAAGAACUGCACAAUUUUAAUCUCGAAACUGGUAGGUUUCCAUAAAAUUCACUGCUUCAGUUUCUGCCAGAUGGACAUAACAGAGCACAGUAUAUUGAAUCCUGCUCCACUGCAGGCCUAGUAGGGCUGGCCAGGAUUUCCUCAAAGGUUUCUAAUCAAAGCUACAUUUAUUAUUGCAAUUUCUCAGCCUUUCAUAGUCAAAAAGGUCUUUUUAGGCUUAAGCACAGCAUUAAAACCAUAUUGCACCACAGCACAAGUUAGCCUGUCUUUUUCUCCCUGUUGAGUCUCUACAGCAGUCUGUUCACUGCAGCUGCCAAAUAGCUGUGGUUGGAGAGAGUAAAAAAAGCAUUCAAGCUAUUUCCUCUCAACUCCUGAAUGUUCACAUGGGAGAAGAACAAGUAGACCUAUGCUGUAUGUUUAAGACACAAAGAUACAGUAGGUUUCCGGGAAGCACAGAAUAAUAAUGUAAAUGGUUUACUUUUUAAGAAGGAAGGGACUGUUCUUUAUGAUUAUAUAGACAGAGAUUUGGCACUUAAGCAGUUUAAUUUAUAUCUUACAGACAGCCAGGUACUAAAGCUUUUACUAUUGAGUGCACUGACCCACUGUCACUUGUAGAAUUUACAAGAACUGAGCUGCGUCGAAGACCGUGUACUGGUAGAUUUCAUCUGUUCUGAUCCAGUUCUGUGAAUCAGGAGACCAGGAGUCGAUCCAGAGGUCGGAAAUACAAUUAAUGAAAUGAAAGCUCGCGUUUUGUGUGCAGGACCAAAAAUGGUUGUCAUGUUCAUGGUACUUGUGGUAACCAUCAUUUUCCCACCCCCCACAGAAGUAUUUUUCACCCUAGGUAAGAGGUAGGGCUUCAUUAACAUGCUAUAUCACACACACAGUGACACCACAUUUCACCCACAAUUAAUUCCAGCUAAUCUCUCCCCUCAGGUGCCUGACAAGUUCUCCUUAUCCUCCACAGGAUCCCAUUUCAACCGGCAACAGCAACAGCAGCAGCAGCAGCAGCAGCACAGCCAUGCUACCUCUUGCCGGCACUUCCAGUUAGGUCCUCAGGCUCCGCUGCCCAUGGACUUCCCCAUGCCCCACCCAGGGCAGCCACAGUCAGGCAUUAACCCCCACCUGGCCCCUCCCGGCCACCAGCAUGGCCCUCCGCUCCACCCGCCCCUCAACCCCUUGCCCACUCCCCAGUUCCAGGACAUCCCUGCCCCUCCCUUCCUACCUCAGGCAUUACACCAGCAAUACCUCCUCCAGCAGCAGAUCCUCGAGGCCCAGCACCGACACAUCCUGCCACCCUCCAGCAGACGCACCCCAGAGAGAGUUCCUCACCAGCCCCACAGACUGCGGCCUGGCUAUGAGUUUGCGCCCCCUCUUCAUGUCCCUCCUCAGCCGGUGGUGCAGCAGCCCCGCUACCUGGCUGAGGGCACAGACUGGGAUCUAAGUGUGGAUGCCGGGCUGCCCCCUCACCAGUAUCACAUCCAUCCGCUGCCGCAGCACUAUCAGCACUACUUGACCUCUCCUAGGAUGCACCACUUCCCUAGAAACAAUGCCUCAACACAAGUGGUUGUCCAUGAGAUCAGAAACUACCCAUAUCCCCAGCUGCACUUGCUGGCUCUGCAAAGUCUCAACCCCUCCCGCCACGCGUCUGCUGUUAGAGAGAGCUACGAGGAGCUUCUGCAGCUGGAGGAUAGACUGGGCAGUGUAAACCGUGGAGCGGUCCAAACCACCAUAGAGAGGUUCACUUUUCCCCAUAAGUACAAAAAGAGAAUACCACAGGACCUGAAGAUGUGUCUGGACGAUGAGGAGCUGGAUACCGAUGAGAAGUGCACCAUCUGUCUGUCUAUGCUGGAGGAUGGAGAGGAUGUCAGGAGAUUACCCUGCAUGCACCUCUUCCACCAGGCGUGUGUGGACCAGUGGCUGGCCACCAGCAGGAAAUGCCCCAUCUGUAGAGUGGACAUUGAGACCCAGCUGACCCCUGACAGUUGAUAGCUCCUGUCGACUCCUGCAGCUUUGGAUCUGGUCUUGUUAAAUUCUCCAUUGCCUCCCUCUGGGGGAAGCUCUGCCAAACACCCCCUCUUCCCCCCUCUGCAUCACUCAACGAGCCUGCCUUCUGAGACAGCUGUGACAGAGGGAUCAACAAAGCACACUCACCUACAACACAACGAGGGAUGGGGGUUGAUGCAUUGAUAGGUGGCUGGACUGAAGGUUGGUUGAAUGGACUUUGCUGGAUGUAAAAGGUAGGAGCGGACAUGUAUGGACAGAUGUGCUGAGGCUUCACACAAUUCUGUCAGAUUGUGUACCCUGUGUACAUUUCUCCAUACAGCCACCAAGAGAGGACACUCUGACUACCAACCUCCCCCAGCUCAGUGUGGUGUAUUAAGGCCAUUUCUCUGCCACUAUAUCUAAACCCCCUCUCCCCCAGGCCUGUGAAAAAUCCUUUAAGCUGCACUCUGCCCAAGCCCUCAGCACAUCUGUACAGAACAUUAUCAAAUGAUUAGCAUGAGGUUGUUUGGUGUGAACUCUUGUAGCUGAACGCUUGUGGUGUAAUGGAGUAUAGUACUGAAAAAGUAUUUACAGAGUAACAGUGUUGUGUAGCAAGCAAAAGCCUUUUGAGAAAUAUGUUUGUGAAAAAUAAACCUACAGAGAGGGUGACCACAGCUCUAACGGAGAGAAUAUUCAGUGUGUUAAAUCAUAGGCAAUGAGGAAAGAGCUAGUUGUGUACAAAGGCCAAAAAUCCCUCUGUCUUGUCUAACAUGGUUUUUGGAUUUACAGUUAGUAGAUGCCAUCAGAGUUGAUGCUAAACCCGCUAACUGCAGGCAUGGCUUCCAGUGAUCUGUGUAGUGUCGUAGUCGGGCCUCUAUAAUCUAGAGCAGAGGCCUCAGAUGUGCAUGCUGUAUGGCAGGCUUGGGCUGUGUCGUUAAUAUUGUGGAGCAGUAGAAACAGGGACUGUGUCUGUGCAUGUGAACCGUAUACUAUGACGAUCCCACUCAUUCAUAGAGGAGGACAAGAAUGCACCUAUUACCCCUUCUUCCCACCUCCCCACACCCCCUCCCCACUCAUCCCGAGUAGACCAAAGUUGCCCUUAGACACCGAUCUCGGACCAUUGUAGCAUUUCUCUCCUGAUGUUCGAGGUUAGGAUUCAAAGAGCUGCUAGCAGAUCCGUGUCUAACUGCAACUCCUCUCUGUUGCCUCGCUCAUGGCAUGAUCAUGACAUUAGAGGCCGGCAUGGGCUUGCAGUGCCUGAGUCUUGCCAUCAGAGUGAAUAAAAUCGGACAUUUCUAUUACCUAUUACCAGAACCUUAUUGCCUAUCGAACAAGCACAUGUGAUUUCUAUAUACAGUGAAUCGCCUCUGUUGUGUAUCGGCUCCUUUUCAUUUCAAUCUAAGUUGCUCCCACUGUUUGAUAAAAAGACUGUGUCUGGUGUUACAGGGAAAAUACAAAUCUAGUUUGCCUGUGAUAUGUGCUAGAAUGUGUAUGAUUGUCCCCCACCCCCCUCCCCCAUGGUAGUAGUGUAUGGUAUUGCUAGAACAACUGUGAUACGUUCAGUGAUAGAAGCCGUUUUCUCUAUAUCAUGCAUGAACCAUGUCGGCGUAGUUCACUUGAAGGAGGGUGAAAGGGAGAAAAAGCCAUCCAUUUGAAAAAUACCAAACAAUUGUUGUAAUCAUUACUUUUAUUUCGAUUGUUUUUUUCUUUCUUUCAUUUCUUUUCUUUUCCUUUUACUUGUAAUUUUUUUUUUGCUCACAUGCCAAUCUGGACAUGGUACUAAUAUGCCGAGUCCUUGUCCAUUUUAACCAUAGUGAAGAAAAAGCUGCAAUGCUGCAAAAACAUAUUUAUUGUUAUUGUUAUAAUGUAGCUUGUGUUUUGUAAAUGCACUAUAAUAUGGAGUUGCCUGAUUUUUGGUUUGGUGGUGUGGGUUCUUCUUGUCCUAGAUUUUGUGUUUCUAUUCAGUUAAAAGUAUUUUCAUGCUUCCUUGUGUAUUAUUGGAGGGUAACUUGACUGUUUGUGUUGCGUUUUUUUUUUUCUUUUGUAUGAAACCUCCAUCCAAAAAACUACAGAUGGAUGAAAAUGGAGGUUUGCUAGUUCACAUAGAAUGCUGUGAUUAAAGAUGCCUUAAGUAUUUAACAAUCAUUAUUUAUUACUAACUGUAGCUAGCUAGCUAUCGUGGUGGAAUAUUUAAUGUCUCUAUCUCAUAACUUUGCAAUUUAAUCAAUAUAUUUAUUUAAAAUAACACAAAAUAUUAAAAAAAGAAUACCUCAUUAUGCAUUGGUCGGUGGGGAUGCUUUUGCAUGCCGUCUGUGUUUUCUUUUUCAAAGGAGAAAAAAAGAAACUUGUUGAAAAAUUGACUUAGGGGGUGUUUCCCAACACAUUUUCUAGCCAGCAUGGUGCUGUUGAUCUGGAUUACAUUCCAUUCAUGUCACCUCUUGAUUUCACUUUAAAAUUGUUUUGUGUUUUCAACAUCAUCCCUGCUUUGAUCGAAAGCAGAUGACGGGGUACAAACUCCUUUUGUCUUAGUAUGGCUCCACAAUUAGCUUGCUUUUGUUAUAUGAUACUGCUUUGUUUCCCAUAAUCAGUCAUAUUUAAUUUAAUUUUUGAUAUUGUUUUGUUUUAUUUUGACCAUGUUCAUGAUAUUUCAACAUAUCUGGAUCUCAAUUUAGUGCUUACUUUAAGACCCACAUAAUGAGCUGUAUUAUUUGUUCUUAUGUAUCGCUGGCAAUUGCUUUGUGUGGGAUUUUGGGAAGUAUCUAACAUGCUAACUUGAGCCAUUGGUCUUAUUGAGCAAAUUUCUGGUGUACUGUGGUUAUACAAUAUAGAUAGCGUGUUUUACACCUGGGUAUAAUAAGCUAACUACGUUUUCGGUGUGCAUUUCUUAUUAAUACUCUACUAAUCCUGCAAAUUAUUAUAACAUAUAUUGGAUUGGAAUGACGCUGGCUGGUCUUACUAUUAUUAUUUCAUUUCGUGCUCUCACUGGCCUUACCCCAUGUCCUCCACAGUGUACCCCAUUACUCCAGAGCGAACUGGACAGUAGCCAUAGUAUUAACUCAAGCUGAUGAACCGGAAUGAACAGUAGAACUUAAAGCACAAGCUUUUUAAUGCAUGUCCUUCUCAGGUUUUCCUAUGUGUAUGUGGGAGUAGCUCUGUAGAUGUGUUUAAUAUGAUGCUGUACCUUCUUGAAUAUUUCAGAUGUUUCUUUGCUGCUGAAAAAAUGUUGAUUAUUAACCUGCCAGUGAAAAAGGGAAGUGGCCAUCUUUGUACAACACACUGCUGUUUUGCUGUAACCGCGCAAUGUUUUAUGAUCUUGAGUAUUUUAUAGAAAAGUAGAAGUAUGUAUCAAUAAUAUGAAAGCAAUAGCUAAAUCAUAAUGAAGAAUAACAUGAUCAGUGAAUAUUGUGGAAAAUCUUUAGAUUCACUCUGGGUGGAUUUUGUACUGUAUUUAUUACUAAUGAUGAUGCAAAAAGUUGCAUAGCUUAACCCAAACUGUUCUGUCUCUUUUUUAUUUAUUGUCUUGUAUAUGAUCUUUUUGUAUGUGUUUUUCAAAUAAACUGCCUAAAAUGCUGACAA